This is a messenger RNA of Labeo rohita (rohu), 2796 nucleotides long. It is a transcript of the gene fgf20b, whose product is annotated as fibroblast growth factor 20b. NCBI's taxonomy places the organism in Eukaryota, Metazoa, Chordata, Actinopteri, Cypriniformes, Cyprinidae. The transcript has 3 exons. Gene Ontology annotation, cellular component: cytoplasm. The record is from RefSeq and is a predicted model, not a curated record. Bases 342 to 959 code for a protein of 205 amino acids. Gene Ontology annotation, biological process: positive regulation of protein phosphorylation; positive regulation of cell population proliferation; positive regulation of gene expression. Gene Ontology annotation, molecular function: fibroblast growth factor receptor binding; growth factor activity.
UUCCCACAACAACACAUACCUGCUGCCUCAUACCUGCUCCACAUUUAUUCAUGUCAGAAAGCACCACCGGCCAACAUGUGGGCAAGGCAUGAGAGCAGAAAUUAAAGGAUUUGCCUGAAGUCAGUUCUUUGCAGUGACUAAGUUUCUUGCCCACUGGAUAUGUCUGUAUAGCUAAUCUACAGGAGUCAAGUGAUAUUUCAUAUGCGCUCAGCAUGGAUCCACUACAAGUGACGUGCUCGCAUGGAUAUUAUUCGUCGUAACGUAUAGCUUUGGACGAUUGCUUCACCGUAUACAUCUAGAUCAAGUUUCCCUGACCGGAUCGGAGAUUUGCGAGGGCAGCUAUGGGAGAGAUCGGGACGUUUUUACAGAGCCUGGAGGGUUUCGGACAGGUCGGAUCACAGUUCUUCCUACCACCUCUAGGAGAAAACCUCGGGCUGUUGAAUGAUCAUUUAGUUCCAGCAGAGAGACUGUCACGGAGCACCUCCGCAGAUCUAACGCACUUGAAAGGGAUCCUGCGGAGAAGACAGUUGUACUGCAGGACUGGGUUUCACCUUGAAAUACUCCCGAAUGGCAGCGUGCAGGGCACAAGAAAGGACCACAGUCGAUUUGGUAUUUUGGAAUUCAUAAGCCUUGCAGUUGGAUUAAUAAGCAUCCGUGGAGUGGACAGUGGACUCUAUCUUGGGAUGAACGAAAAAGGAGAACUUUACGGCUCUGAGAAACUCACAGCAGAAUGUGUCUUCCGUGAGCAGUUCGAGGAGAACUGGUACAACACGUAUUCUUCCAAUCUCUACAAGCAUGGAGAGAGAGGAGCACGAUACUUCGUGGCUCUCAACAAGGACGGCACGCCGCGUGAAGGGACAAAAUCUAGGAGACACCAAAAGUUCACUCACUUUCUUCCAAGACCUGUGGACCCUGAAAAAGUUCCAGAACUUUACAAAGAAGUGCUAGGACACAGCUGAGACCAUCCGUCCCAGUUAAGGGGUGGAGAUGCUAACAGGGUCCAAACCUGAGAUCUGCUCUGGAAAUGCACUGGCCAGUACUGACGGUGAAGACAACAGACUCCCUACGUGUGAAAGCCAAGUUGCUGACUAGUAGCAUAACAUGUCCAUGAAAACCAAAACUGAGGGUUUUGGAUGUUUUAAACAUGGUGCUGCUUUGCUCCGGAAAUAUUCGAUAUGGGUUAAGAAGGACUUGAAGGAACAAUGCGUACAUGAUGCUCAGAGAUGACAGAACUGGGACGGUGGAGAACAGGAGAUGCCAUCUCACACGAUGUUAUUUAUACAGUUCUUGAUACACAUAUUUAUUGUAUGUAUUUAUUUAUUUGAAAUAUAAAUAUAUAUUUUUACAUCUAAAAGUAGAUUUGUUUUUAUUAGACCAAGCUGUAGAAGGUGCUUUGAAAUAGUGGCAAAGCUGUUCUUUUUAUAUGACGGAAGCUGUACAAGUUACUCAUUACAACUGCUAUGAUAUUACGGAGGGAAAGAAAGAUUGUCAUUUCCUUUUGCAAAUGUAUGAAGAAUGCCAUGAGACUCUGUGAUUUUAAUAGAUUUGUUUCAAGCACGAUUUCCCAGAAUGGCAUGCCGCACAGUACAUUUUACAGGCCAUUAAAUCAAGUAUUAUCAUUAAAAAGCUUGUUUUGUUUGACAUAAUUUCUUAAUUUUGAAAUUAUUAUAAUCUGAAAAAUGACCCAGUUCUAACUGACAUGACAACUGUAGAUUCUGAAAUGCACCAAAACUAAAAAAUGAAAAUUAAAUGAAUAAAAAAGAAACAGAAAGGGAAAAAAAACUAGAAAUCAAAUGUGUCUUCUUUUUAAGGGGACAAUUCACCCCAAAAUGAAAAUUGUGUCUUCAUUUACUAAAUCUUCUUUCCUCUGUGGAACACAAAAGAAGAUAUUCUGAAAAAUGUAAUGGUGACCAAAACUGUUUGGUUACUGCCAUUCUUCCAAAUAUCUUCUUUAGAGUUCUGCAGAAGAAAGAAAGUCACGUUUGGAAUGACUUGUGGGUGAAUACAUUUUCAUUUUUGGCUGAACUAUCUCUUUAAGCUGCUGUUUAGCCGGGACCCAGGGCUGUCUUGCACUCAUCAGCAUCAACGUUCUUUUGCGAGACCUUCUCAGGUAACAGCUACACAAUGACUGAAUCAGAGUGAAAUAAAAACUGACCUUUUCUUUUGGGUCAAACCCAAAGUUAGAGUAAUCUCAGUUGAUGCUUAGUAAUGAAUACAUCAGGCAAAGUUAUAAAACGAAAAAGCGUCUGCUGUGCACUCUGUGAGAAUACCAAAAAAAUUAAAAAACACUUUUCAAAUAAUAUUUUAAUUCUUCCUACAUAUAAACUCCAAGGAUUUUGUGUUUUCUUUGAAGGAUAGUACCAGCAUUUUCGCUUGAAACCAGGCAAGAAGAUUUAGGGAAGAUGAUAUGAGAUUUAAACGCCACAGGCUAAACGUUCCCGAAUGUUGUUUAAUGGCUGAAUGAGACAUUUCCACAACAAUGACUAAAGAGGCACAUCUAUACACAGUUUCUAAACGGAUGAGAGGACAUUUUAUGUUGAAGCAUGAAGAUAUAGUCUGUGAUCUCAGUAUCUCUGUGAUGGUGAGCCAGGCUCUGUCUUAAGAUGGGAGUGUACCUGAAACUUUUGUGGGAUUUUCCCCAUCUUAAAACCAUAGAGUGAUUGUUAACAACAGAUAUAUGAGGGUGGAGAAUGAGUGUGAAUAUAUGAGCUUCACUCCAUUCAGAAGUGAAAUAUAAACAAUUGUAAAAAUUAAACCACAAUUGCUCUGACUUCUAUCAUCGGAUGUAGUUUGUAA